UAUCUUAAAUUAUAUUAAAUAGCAAAGUAGUGGAUUAUGAUGAGUUCCACUUUAAUGAUAACUUUUAACAGACCCUACAGUUUAACACCUUUGCAUACAUUUUUACAAGUGUCUGCAUCAUUCUGACAUCACUGAAGGGGAUUGAUAGGGGGCAACCUUAGUCACUUUAAAAAUCUCUUUACCCGCUCUAACACCUGCUUAGUAGUUUAUAUCACAAGCCUUGUCGUCUCGAUAAUAUUUAUUGAUAGCAGGGAAGGGAAAAUAUGACAAGAAUGUUAUCUUCACAUGUGAGAUUGCAAAGAAUUUGAAGUCGGUGAUGUCAUUCCAGGCAUGGAUGAGACGAGUGAGAGGAGGCUGUCGGAAAAGACUUGGGGGAGAUCCCUCAAACUUAAAAUCAAUGACUGCGGCUUAAAUGAAACUUAACGCUAGUCUGAACACUUCUGACACCCGGACACUCAAAUGUUCAAUCAGUAUUCUGUGUUUGUGAGAUAUGUCAUCUUUCUAAAAGCCGACAAUGAACAUACAAAGUUGAAUUCCAAAAUGGUUGCAGAGGUUGUUGUUGCACUGUUGGCUGUUGUCAUGUCCCCCCAGUGCCUGUAGUUGUGCUGUAAGAAGCCUCGCAUCCGAUGACUAAACCAACACCCCCUUCUCCUUGUGUACGGCUAGUUUUGUUUCAAUAAUCGACAAAGAUGUGCCAGUAGGAUUCGUAUAAAAUUAAAUCCACGCGUUAAAAAACUAAUUUUGCUAGCGUAAACCGGAAAGGUAGAGGCGGAAAAUCCCCGUUGAAAGUAAUAGCCGUCGACCGUAUGAAAAGAUCAGCGUAGCUUGUUUAGCACAGGCCGCAGAGAUCGGGGACUCAGCGGCUGCCGGGAAGCAUCGGACUCAAGCAAAGGCGGAAGCCCGCUUAUUGCGCACUGCAAGACGGGUGCCUCGUUACUCGACUCGGGGGAUUCGGGAGGUUUCACAGGCCAACGCUGAUGUUCCGGAGAGUUCCAGCCCUGGGAUGUAUGAAGGCAAACACAUCCACUACUCGGAGGUGGACCACAAGCCUCUGUGUUCAUAUAGCCCAAAGCUUUGCAAGCAACGCCGGCUCAACGGUUAUGCUUUCUGCAUCCGCCAUGUGCUUGAGGACCGGACCGCUCCUUUCAGGCAGUGCGAAUAUGUAGCCAAGUACAAUAGCCAGCGCUGCACCAAUCCAAUACCCAAGGCUCACGACCGAAAGUAUUGUAAUAGUCACCUUCAGGUUAUGGGUGUCCUCCCCAAGAAGGAGCGAAAGAAGAAACAAGAUACAAUAGAGUCUUUGGCCCUCAACAUUACCGUUCCAUCCCUGGCUCUGAAGACCCACAACGGGCUUGAGCUUUUACCUCCAUCCCCACCACCCUCCCUGGCUUGUCUACUCCCCUCAGAUCCCUUCGCCUUUUACAGGGGGGGAAAAAUGUUAAAACCUAGUGGCACACUUCUGAAGAAGCACCAAGAUAACCAAGCUCUGAACCAUAAGCAGAAACCGCAAGAUCUCAGUUUGGAUCCAGCCUUCCCAAACCAUUUUGAAACCUCGUCUCUUUCUUCAACUCUUCUACGUCCUUGCCUCCCUCCUCCCCAGACUGGAAGAACCACACAAACACCCAAAGUCCCUUCCUCCCCUCGUGCAGAAAUCUUACAAACCCCUGCAGUUCGUUCAGGUUCAUUAUUCAAAACCUCAUCAACUCUUCAGGACAGCCGCCAGGGCUCAAUAGAAACAACUCCAACUGAUAACAAAAUUAAACUGGACCUUAAUCAUGCUUUUGACAAAAAGGUUGUCCCUGCAGCUUCAGGGACAGCACCAGGCCGUGAUGACAUACGUAGACGUUUAAUAAAAAUGCACUCAGUUGCCAUGCAACAACAAGCUCCAUGUUUGCAGAAGUUCCAUAGAUUGAUGGACCAACACAGGGGGAGGUACCAAGACCUGAACACACAUUUAGGGCUUGUCUGGUCAGAAGACAGUGAAGAGGAAGAUGGUGACUUGGGGAAACUAGUGUCACAUCAGUGCCAGAGACUACAAGAGAAGCACUUUGAGGAAAGUGCCAGCAGUUCCCGUGCUGAGCGUUUGGCAGGCUUCUGCUCAUACCUGAGACAAAAACACACGCACCUUUUCAGAGAGCAGAGGGGCUUCAGGAGGGAGAGGAGAUCCCAGCAUACCCUUCGUAAAGCCCUGCUGCAGGCAGCAAGAGAAGAACCUCACCACACUGCACAGCUUAUUCAGGAACAAUAUAAAAAGACCUCCACACCCUCCAGCACCGCAGUACCAUUGUCUGGAGAUGACUCAGGGUUGUGUUCGGCUGUCGUGAAAGGUGAAGACUGCAGAAAAUCAGCCUUACCGUUCACUAGACACUGCUUUCAGCAUAUCCUUCAGAACCGUUCACAGCAGCUGUUCUCAAGCUGCACCGCUCGCUUUGCAGAUGGAGCUCAGUGUUCCAUCCCUGUCUUUGAUAUCACGCACCAGACGCCACUUUGUGAUGAGCAUGCCAAGAAAAUGGACAAUUUCCUUCGAGGUGAUAUCAGCCGGAGAACGUACCACCACCACCAGCAGAUUCAGCGGCACAGACCACUGAAGAAAGCCAAGCCUCCAGCACUCACUAAGAAGCAUAAGAAGAAAGGAAAGCGAGGGACACAAAGGCGUCCUCAGAAACCCAUUCCUCCCGCGCAGCCCCAGGGUAACCUGGGAUUGCCUUCCAUCUUGUGUCUGCCCACUCAGCCCUCUGACAUAAGGAGCCCUUUAACUCCUGAUUUAAGUGCAGAUGAAUUUCCAGAUGACAUCACCAAUGACAUCAGCGACAUUCCACAUGACCUGGAGUUGAAUCAGGAGGAUUUCUCAGAUGUUCUUCCUCGACUCCCGGAUGACCUGCAGGACUUUGAUCUUUUUGAAGGCAAGAAUGGUGAGCUGUUGCCCACUUCUGAGGAAGCCGAAGAAUUGGUUCGCGUUCUGCAGGCAAUGGGCUCAUACCCAGAAUCCCUUGCAUGUCUAAGUGGAAUGGCUGAACUUGGUCCCGUAGAAGCGGUAGAUUGUCGUAGCAUGCCGGGGGGAGUCGUGGAUCUAUUGAGUGGACGGCUAUCUGCUGAGACUCUUUCCAGCCUGGAGCUGGACCCCAGUUUGCUCCCCACCUCUGAAGAUCCUUUUCCCCCAUCACCUCCAUCUCCACAACCCCCUCUCACUCCUCCAUCCUCUGUGGGGCAACUCACAGACAGCACAUACCCACAGAGACAACCUCAUCUCUUAGCGAAGAUGGAUAACUCCAAAGUGAAUCUGAGCAAUCUGCUGCUUGGAAAGGUCGAGGACAUCUCUCAUGGCUCCUGGGGCGUUCUCGCCCUCCCCCUCAACGACUCCUCACAAUUUCACAGCCUUAUUGCCUCGGAUGGCCUGCUGAUGUCCACAGCCCUCUCAACGCCAAUGACCCCCGUGACCUCGGCCCCCUGUCAGCCCAGUUCGGCCCUCUCCGCUUUGCCUCAGACUGUGACUGUCACUCGCUCCACACCCACAUCCUUGCCCUCAUCACCAACAUCCCAAACCAAGCCUUCUCCCAAGUUCAACCACUGUGGGAUCCCAGCAGACUUGCAGCCGCACCACAGUACACCGGCGCCACCUAUGGACCAGGCCUGAACUGCAGGCAGAACCAAUUUGCUACACUCACAGUGUUCAGGGAACAUGUUGCAGUUGAUUCCAACCCAACCCCCCCAGUCAGGGUCAUUCUGUCCAUCUUUUCAGUCCUUUGCAUCUUUUUCCCUCACCAAGUAAGAACAUCAAGCAAUAAAUUUCCUUGUCUGCUUAAAAUAGUUGCUUUUUCCAAAA
Cyprinus carpio (common carp) is the source of this 3823-nucleotide messenger RNA. RefSeq names its product INO80 complex subunit D-B-like. Gene Ontology annotation, cellular component: nucleus. NCBI's taxonomy places the organism in Eukaryota, Metazoa, Chordata, Actinopteri, Cypriniformes, Cyprinidae. The record is from RefSeq and is a predicted model, not a curated record.